Molecule: messenger RNA, 2433 nt
Organism: Neodiprion virginianus
Lineage: Eukaryota; Metazoa; Arthropoda; Insecta; Hymenoptera; Diprionidae
Gene: Sras
Product: CAAX prenyl protease 2
Exons: 6
Coding region: 16-891 (291 amino acids)
Biological process (GO): CAAX-box protein processing
Cellular component (GO): endoplasmic reticulum membrane
Molecular function (GO): metalloendopeptidase activity
Source: RefSeq, a predicted model, not a curated record
UCAACGAACGUCAGUAUGGUGGAGACCGAGGAAAAUACAGAUUUUUCUCGCACCACCGCGAUUUUGUCAUGUUUCACGUUAUCUGUCGUCUACGUAGCCAGUCUCUACAUAUGGAAUUCGCCGUACCAUAGAGAGCAUAAUGAGACGAUUAAGAAAAGAUUUCUCAGCGCCUUUAUCAUGAUGUUUGUGUCCCCGUUAUUCGUAUACUUUGGAAUAAGCAGAUCCAUGUUACAAAAGACUACCAUUUGGGAACUGCUGGGCAUAAAAUUGGUCGGUUUAUUUCAAGCGGCUGUUUUACCGCUGCUUUUAACCAUGAUAUUGUUCUUGGGGCCACUGAGUGUCCAGGUACUGAAUGGACCAUGGAAAUUAUACGCCGCACCCAUGCACUCUACAAAAAAUAUUAGAUCGCUCAUAUGGUGGCGGAACCGAAUUGUCGCUCCUUUAUCCGAGGAAUGGACUUUCAGAGCCUGUAUGCUGCCGCUACUUCUAGAGUGUUAUAAACCUACUACCGCUAUUUUCAUAUGCCCAUUGUUCUUUGGCGUUGCACAUUUUCAUCACGUUAUUGAAAUGAUCAGGGCGGGUGUAAACUUUCAAGAUGCUCUUAAGUUAUGCAGUUUUCAAUUCGUUUACACAACACUGUUUGGUGCCUACGCAGCAUUUCUAUUUGCUAAAACUGGUCAUUACAUAGCACCAUUUACAGCCCACGCAUUUUGCAACCACAUGGGAUUUCCAGAUCUCACCGAAGUUUUGGCUUGCAAGGAUCCAGCGAGAAGAAAAAUAUUGCUCAGCUUAUUUUUUGCCGGAGUAAUCGGGUGGUGUUCUUUGUUGACACCUAUGACAAAUCCUGCUUGGUUCAGCAACAAAUUGUUCUGGCAUAUUGAUCCACUUUGAAGUAGUUAGUGCAUAAUAAAAUCACUGUAUUACAUGAAUUACGUACACUGAUCUAAUCAACUUUUUUCGUUUGCUCUUAUCUUUUUUUCUUUUUACAACAAAUUUCAAUGUUAUUUCAUAACAAAUUUUCUUCAACGUACACAUCAAUAAACUGAUGUAAUUAGGUACUAAAGUUAUUAGUAUAAUUCGCAUUUCACACUUUCUGAUAGUUGUUAACGAUUAAAUCUUCAAUGUCUUCCAUAUCACUUUAUAAUACCAUAAACACAGUAUUUAGACGUACAAUUUGACAUAUAGUUCAAAAUCCUUAUAGGACCUGCGAGUUUAUAUUGUUCCUGCACAAGGCACAUGCGGCGAAUAAUACGAGAAUGUUUUCUAGAAUAACAGUUUCCAAAUUAAAUCUCGUCGUGUAUAGAAAAAUAUAUCACCACAGUGCCUGUAAAUGAUUCGGUUAUUUAUACACAAACAUGGAAGAGAUUUUCUUCUUCCAGUCCCAAGCAUAGUUAUACACAGGUACAUCCAUAAUUCGAUCGUGUAAAAUAAAAGUAAGUUGAACAGCUGAUGUGAUAACAGGGACUUCAUUACACCGCUUAUGUCACUGUUUUAAUCAAGCAAACAGUGGAAGUCCUGUGAUAAUUGAUCGCAUUUUAACCAGGCUUAUUCACUCGUUAUUGUUAUCAGUGCAGAAUAAAAUUUACUUCAGGCGAAUGUUCGAAGAUAUGAAUUAUUGAUAAAUACUUAUAGAAUGGUUCGUAUACCCUUGUCUUGGAAAACGGGUGUAGGAGUACAUAGGUGUUUAAAUAGACUAAAUAAUUGUGAAGUGACAUUGACAUUUUCAAACAAAUCUAGAUAAUGUUGGUGCAAAAGGUAUGACUAUUUUUUAAUCUACCUAAUAUAAAUGUUGAUAAAUAAUAAAUAAACGUUUUUAAAUAAAUUCAAUAUAUUUAUGCUCUGUUUGAACCCAGAAAAUUUUCAGUAGUAGAAAACUGCAUUUAAUUUAUUUAGAUCACAGAGAAGAUAAUUACAACAGCAUUAUUAUAUAAUAUUCUAUUGUUAUUAUACAUUUACUCAGAGUCGCGGAGUUAAAAAUGCCUCAAGCAUCGGCAAUAAAUACAACGCAUUGUCCUGAAGUGGAGUUUCAACUAAACCUAGAAAUUAUUUGAAAACUAAAUGCAAUAAAGAUCGCUAUUCGUUGCUACCACGUUGUAUGUACGUAUGAUUACACAAGGAAUUUCUAGCUGCGCAAUUCUACCUAUACCAUACAUGUCUUUGAGAUAAAUAUAACAAAAAUAUAUCAGUAUAACUAUUUAUCAAAACUUUAUACAUUUGAUGCCAUUUUAAUGGUUUGUUACAAUGAGAACAUCAUCCUCCGUUCAUAAUUGGUAUGAAAAUCAUUCAGAAGUUCAUUUAUCAAGCAAACGUCAAGACCUUCAACUAUAUAUUGUAGAAAAAAAAAAAACAUUGUAUGAAUAUUUGUACCUUUGACUUGAAAAAUAGUACAAACGCUACGCGCCAAUAAAGUACAUGCAACCAACUGAAAAAUAA